AGCCCAGGCCAGGAGCGCCUGAAAACUGAACCCAAAAUUCCCCAUCCUCUCUCUCCUAGGGUUCACGCGAUCUCAUUCCCCUUCCGCCCCGCCGCGCCUGCGAUGUCGUCGGAGCCGCCGCCCGCGGAGUCCCCGGAGGCGCCCGAUUCCGCAUCCCCUCCGAAGGGCGCCGCCGCUGCUGGGGUCCUUGUGACGAACACGCUCUGGGUGGGCAACCUGCCCUCCCAUGUGAGCGAGGGCGAUUUGAUGGCGCUGUUCGCGCCGCACGGCGCGCUCGAUUGCGCCCUCGCCCGAGCCGGCUCCCGCAGCUACGCGUUCGUCCUCUUCCGCACCCCCGCCGAGGCUCGCACCGCCGUCGAGGCCACCCGGGGCGAAAAGGUCAAGGGCGCCGCCAUGCGCACCGAGUUCGCGCGGCCGGCCAGAGCUGUUAGGAAUCUGUGGGUUGGUGGCAUUAGCCCAUCGGUUUCAAAGGAGGAGCUAGAGGAGGAGUUCCAAAAGUUUGGAAAAGUUGAAGGUUUUGCAUUCUCCCAAGAUCAGGCUUCAGCGUACAUCGAUUUCGAGAAACUGGAAGAUGCGAUUUCUGCUCACAGGUCUUUGAAUGGAAGAAUUUUAGGUGGCAAAGAAUUGUGUGUCGAUUUCCAGAGGUCCAAGGGAAGAGCGGAAUGGUCAGAAGCGAGCAGCUUCAAUGGUAGAGUAUCAGGGCUGCCAGGUGACAAGAGAGGCACUGCCCCUCUAAAGGGUUCUGCUGGAACACGGGCGCGAGAAGCACAACCUACCAAUGUUCUCUGGGUUGGUUUUCCUGGUUCAUAUAAAGUUAUUGAUGAGGAGGCGCUCAAGCAAGCUAUGUCAGCAUUUGGUGUGGUUACAAAGAUAAAAAUUUUCCAGUCAAGGCAGUAUGCUUUUGUUGAGUUUUCAAGCGUUGUGGAAGCUUAUAAUGCUAAGACGAAUCUAGAUGGCCAUCUUUUCGAUGAUCCCAGGAUUCAGAUUCUUUUCUCAAACAGUGAGCUUGCACCAAAUAAAUUAGAUAACCCAACAUCGGUUUCUGGAUUUUCUAGAUCAGAAAUAUAUUCCAGUGAUGGUCGUCAUGGUCUUGGAAGUGGUACUUUGCAAGGGUAUGAUCCACCAAGAGGAGGAAGAUCAAGACAUUUUGAUUAUGGUGGUUUACCUACUCCAGGUGGAAUCCUUCCACCACCUGAACCAUUUGAUCCAAGAGAAGCAAAAAGAAUGAGGCUUGAUGCUGGUGUUGACCCUUACGAUGUAAGGGCUGGCAGCACAAGUCUUUAUUCUACUGGGUUCCGCAAUCGUGACAGCACUGUGCAUGCCGAGGGGAGUUCAAGUCCUGCUAUUAGAGUCCGAGGCACAGUGCAUCGAACAUCAUACCUUGAGCAUUUUUGGCGUGGUAAUAUCUCCAAAGGUGGAUCUCCUGUUUGCCGUGCUCGUUGUUUGCCUAUAACAAAGGGCAGUAAUAUACCUCUACCGGAUGUUAUUAAUUGUUCAGCUAGGGCGGGAUUAGAUAUGCUGGCAAAGCACUAUGCGGAUGCUACUGGAUUUGAUGUUGUGUUUUUCUUACCAGAUAGUGAAGAUGACUUUGUUUCUUAUACUGAGUUCUUGCGCUAUUUGGGCUCGAAAAGCCGAGCAGGGGUUGUAAAGGUUGAUGCAGGGACUACUUUAUUUUUGGUACCGCCAUCAGAUUUCUUGACAAAUGUCUUGCAAGUUGACGGCCCAGAGCGCCUUUAUGGUGUAGUAUUGCAUAUUCCACAAAUGUCUGCUGCUGCUGCUCUCAGGCCACAGUUGACUGGACCAGAACUACAACCUUACUAUGAUGAAAGGGGAACUCUGCCUACUUCACAAAGAAAGUAUAGUAUCAUUUCUCCCAGUGACAAUGGCCAUCAUGAUGCUGAUUAUCGUGGAUCUUUACGUGAGGAGUCGAUGCAUCAUUUGGGGCAAAUAGCUGGAAGGCCUCGGAUGGAUGAAGGGCAAGCAGUUCAGCCAGCUCUUGCAGGUUUUCCGACAAAUCAAACAGCUGCAACACAAGUUCAACCUCCAGUCAAGCCUGAUAUUAUGGCUACCUUGGCAAAGCUUAUGCCAAGUGUGCAAUCAUCAACUCUGGUAAGUGGUCAGAUGCCAAUGAACUCCACAGACAGACAAUCACAGAUGCAUGAUCCAUCUAUGCUUUCUAAAGCAUGGAAUCCAGAAAAUCAAUCUUCAGCUUCAAAUUUACCCUUUGGCCAAAUUGCUAAUCUUCAGCAGCCAGGGCAGCAGUUCAGCAGGCAAACUUCAGCUGCUCAUCUGACAAACUAUGGGAGCAUGGUGGGUGCUCUGGAGCACUCAGCACAGCAUACUGCUUACAACCCCGAAGUUGCUUUGAACCUACCGCCACCGCCACCAAAUCCUACACCAACACACAGUUCUAUUACAUUACCAUCUCAAGGUGGACACAGUUUGCCCACACAGACGAACCAGCAGCUUUAUCAGCCAGAGCAGUAUUAUGUGCCACAAAGCAACUAUGGUCCAUUAGCUACGGGUAGCCAUUCUAACCUUCAAGCCAGCAAUGCUAACAACCCUGCCCCUCCCCUUCCGCAAGUAAACCGUGGACCUCCAGCAAAUAAUCAGAUAGGAAAUUUGCCCCAGCUCCAGCCCUCAUCUCAUGGACAACAACAACAAUUUGCUCCUGGGGCUGCACAAGCUCCAGAUGAGGCAGAUAAAAGUAAGAAGUACCAGGCGACCCUCCAGUUGGCUCAAAACCUACUGCUUCAGAUACAGCGUCAAUCUGGAAAUCAGUCAUGAGACCUAACUAUAUCUUCAGGUAAGUCCACUCCAUCUGAUUUUUGUUGUUGUUAUAUAUCCUGUCUGCUUAUGUGCAUGGUUCAGCUAAUCAUUGGUUACUUAAUCUUAAGCCCAACAAGUACCAUGCAUUUGUUAAGUUAAAAAUACGAAUUUACACAAAAUAGUUAUGUUUAGACAAUAUAGCAGAACUAUUACCAGAAAAUGACCAUUGCUUGGCAUCAAUAGCUGAUGUUAAGUUGGCUUAUUAGGCACAAGGCACAUCAAACACACUGAAACGUGACACAAGGGUUUAUAGCACUUCUGAUUAGCAACACUUAGUUGCAAUGACAGAAAGUUAAGUCUUGUUAAGUUAAACCAUUUUUGCACACUUGCUUUUAAUAGUAUUUGCUUGUAUACUACUUUUUUUUUGUGAGGAUGCUUGCAUAAAUGUUGAUAUCUGCAUAAUCUUUUUUGUGAGUGUCUUAGCAUUACAGUAAACCCAGUAUGACAGGCAUGCUAAAACACUGCAUACCUUACUUGAGGCAACAUUAGCUCUUUAGAAUUGGUAAAUGUAUGGACAUCUUUAAUGUAAUGGCUUUGUGAUAUCUAUACUCGAGAAGCUUGGGGUUACAUUGAAAUAAAACAACACGAAAAGAAUUCUUCAACAGUUUGGCACGCCGUUUUUUGGUUCUCACGCUGCAGUGGAAAUACACAUUUCUCAUGCCACGAUGAGAAACCAUCAAACCAUACAACAGCACUUAUAUUUGCGGUCAUUUGCGUUACUCGGUAAAGCACACAUUUACCAUCAAACCAUUUCUUCUGCUAGCCUUGCCGUCGUUUGCAGUACUGAGUAUAGCUCACAUGUACCAUGUAGGAUCGACCAUCUGACCUUGGGCUAACCUUAAGACAAUCAAUAUACCGAACAGCAUGCCUGAUUGUACAACAAUGUGCUUCCAGAUCACCUGCUUAGGCCUUGUAGAAUAUUUCAUCCACUUUUCAAGCCUCACGUUUAUUCUGUUACGGCAUCGAGUUUAUUGAUUCAAUGAAACUGCAAAGUGAACAACCAGUGGACUGCGAUCUUUGAAAGCUAGUGGUGGUUGGUAUGAUCCAUUUAGCUAAGUCUAAAAGCUACACAUAGGUAUCAUCGAUCCAUUCAGCUGUGUUCUUUGAUUCUCCGAUUCAUAUCAACGUUUUUGGUUGGCUAGUGAAGGUGAGAAACAGGGCAACUUCAGCCCCAACGUACAGCUUAGGACUAAGGGCGCAUUUGUUAUCGCAACCGUCAUCGUUAGCAUUGUGGUGUCACGUUUUAAGUUUUAACAUUCUGGGAAGUGAGAACCAGUUCCGUUCCUGUUCAAGCUACUGUAUAAACAAGCGGAUUUAUCACCAAGUUCAAAAUUCUAUGGUAAUUAGCGGCCAUAUGCAACAAAAUCAACCGUGUCCGUUUUCUUAUUCUACUCAAGUAGUCAGGUUCAGGAUUGUGCCCUUGGCUCGUUAUUCGCUCGUUCCGGGCAUAUCCGCGUCUGUGCGCCGACCGGUCCAGCUGCGUUCGUUCCACUGCUGCGUUCCUCAUCUGUAGAACUAUCUGCUGCGCGCGUCAUCUUGUGGCGUGUAUCUGACACGAAAUCAUAAAAAAAUCGUAUGUGCGCAGAGCUUGCCGGUAAAACAAUUCGGUUCGUGCGGCGCACGCUUUUUCGACCCCCUUGGCUCCCUCGGUCUCCCUGGGCACGAUCUCUUUCGUUGUGCACGUGGAUACCGCUAAUCGUUACGGCCAACGCCGGAACCUCCCCGUUUACUGGGUAAUUCCCGAAUAACGAAGACACGACGACUUUCUUUUCUCGGACGUUUGGGGGGUAUAAAUCGCCAAAACAAUGCCAGCGAAAAGCUUUGGAUCCCAGUCGUGCUCGUGCUACUGUCUCUAGCUGUCAAAAGUCAAGCUGGGCUGAAUUAUACAGCACUAGACCGUGUUGUGUCUGAUGUGGCAAAUGCAGCUGCAGCGCUUGCUUCACCCAACUGUUUAGGUCUUUAGGCUUUAGGUCUAACCUCUCUCUGUCCAGGCAAAUAAAUGUCGCAUACGCUUAGGCUUCAGCCGGUUUAUUUUUAAAUUUAUCUUGCGACUUAAAAAUGGCUUGCAAGAUGCACUUGUGGGAUUUUCAUGAUGCGUUUCCUGCAAUCUAGUACAUUCGUGAUUAACAAAUAUACUAUGCGUUCAAUAAUCGUUUCUCUUUAUCCAUACUCAAGUCAGAUUCUUCAGCAUUGUAUGCCUGACAGUAGCGUACGUUUGUGUGUAGGUACCCUCAAAAGUCAAAUCUCAGCUCGGAUUGUCUCUGACAAACAGGGAAAAAAAGAAAGAAAGAAAGAACGAUAAUCCAACUCGUUAUGCUUCAUCUCCUCUCCUGCAGCGCCUCAACAGAUGCGGCCCAUGGUGUCAGUGGCUACUCGUUAGUCGUUACCCUCCCGAUAUGGAUGUACUCCUAGUUGAUACCCACCUACCGCUACCGGACAGCGACGGAAUCAGCGUAGUUAUCCCAGUUCCGCUUUUCUUUAAAGACAAGCUUUACCAGAAACGUUUUCUCUUUCUCCGUUUUAUUUUCAUGUACUAUUUUGAUAUAGAUAUUUCAUUGUGGGCUUUCUAGCCUUAUGUUUGCAUGUUGGGAUGGCCUUUUAUGUGGCCUGGUGGUAUUUUGUAUACUUCUUUUGAGAUCAUAUAUUAUGUCAUGUCAUGUCACACUA
Panicum virgatum (switchgrass) is the source of this 5496-nucleotide messenger RNA. Its product is annotated as flowering time control protein FPA-like. NCBI's taxonomy places the organism in Eukaryota, Viridiplantae, Streptophyta, Magnoliopsida, Poales, Poaceae. Gene Ontology annotation, molecular function: RNA binding. The record is from RefSeq and is a predicted model, not a curated record. The transcript is spliced from 5 exons. Bases 103 to 2787 code for a protein of 894 amino acids.